GGCCGCCGUAGCUCCGAGUUGUCAUGGAAACCCAAUCUCUUCGCCAUGUCUCUCCAGCAGGCCCCUCCAUCUCGGGUGUUCGUGGAACUGGUUCCGUGGGCUAACCGAGGACGGGAGAACCACCUGGUUUCCAGCGGAGAGACGCCGCCCGCCGCCCUCCGCCCUGUCCCGCCAACACAGUUAGAAACCUCCACCCGCGAGGUGCACGUUAGCGGCACCUCCGAAGUGUCUGCGAGCCCAGACCGCGCGCAGGUGGCGGUGCGAGUGAGCAGCAGCAAGGACGCGGCCGCCGAGGCCAAGAAGAGCGUGUGCCGCCGCCUGGACUACAUCGCGCAGAGCCUCCAGCAGCAGGGUGUGCAGGCAGAAAAUAUAGUUGUGACAAAGGACUUUAGAAGAAUAGAAAAUGCUUAUCAUAUGGAAGCAGAAGUCUGCAUUACAUUUAGUGAAUUUGGAAAAAUGCAGAAUGUAUGUAACUUUCUUGUUGAAAAGCUAGAUAGCUCCGUUGUCAUCGGCCAACCCCAGUUCUAUCAUACUCCAGGUUCUGCUGAGAAUCUUCGAAGGCAAGCUUGUCUUGUUGCCGUUGAAAAUGCAUGGCGCAAAGCUCAAGAAGUUUGUAAUCUUGUUGGCCAAGUCCUAGGAAAACCAUUGCUAAUCAAAGAAGAAGAAACAAAAGAAUGGGAAGGCCAAAUUGAGGAUCAUCCGUCAUCAAGACUUUCUAGUUCAUUGACUGUACAACAAAAAAUCAAAAGUGCAACAAUACAUGCCUAUUCAAAAGUGUCUGCAACUUUUGAAGUAAAGGGGAAAGAGAAGAAAAAAAAACAUCUCUGAGAUCUCAACUAAAAUAUAUUGUGUUUGUAUCUUUUUUCUAUUUUUAUACUUUAUAUAUAUAUUGUAUAGCAUAUAAAGUGUUCUUGCACAAAAUCUGUCAUUCCUUAAAUAUAAGUAUCCCCCACGUUUACUGGCUAUCUUCAAAAAACUUUUGGAAAUAAAUAAAAGCAUCUGCUUACGGACAAUUCAUAGAAAUGCACAUGUAAAUAAUGUUUAUGUUUCUACAGUAGACAUACUGGCACAAUUUUAAGCAUGAUUCUUCACAUUAAUUGUAAAAAAUGACUAGCAUUGUAUUAAUUUUGAUUAAAAGGUA
Molecule: messenger RNA, 1141 nt
Organism: Erinaceus europaeus (western European hedgehog)
Lineage: Eukaryota; Metazoa; Chordata; Mammalia; Eulipotyphla; Erinaceidae
Gene: IRAK1BP1
Product: interleukin 1 receptor associated kinase 1 binding protein 1
Exons: 4
Coding region: 46-828 (260 amino acids)
Biological process (GO): immune response; canonical NF-kappaB signal transduction
Source: RefSeq, a predicted model, not a curated record